AUUUUAUAAAUAUCCCAGAAUUCCUUACCCACCCUGUCUUAAAUUCAAAUACAGUAGUCAUGUAUUUAGCGUUAUUCAUGUGUCUUUUUCUUCUAUUAUUUUUUUUCAUGAACAAAAAACCUUCAUGCAAAGUUUACUUAAUAGAUUUUGUCUGUUACAAACCUCCAGCUUCUCAGAAGUGCUCAAAACCUUCUGUUAUGAAGCUAGCAAAACAGCACGGAUAUUUGACGGAAGAGACAGAGGAUUUCACGAGGAAUCUUCUGGAAAGAUGUGGCAUUGGUGACUCUACUUAUUUGGCAGAGACCUUUUUUAAGCCAAGUUAUAAACCAUUAAUGAAAGAUUCAAGAAGGGAAGUUGAGAUGGCCAUAUUUGGUUCAUUAGACAUGCUUCUGGGAAAAACAGGUGUAAGGGCUGACAAUAUUGGGAUCCUAAUUGUGAAUUGUUGUAUUUAUAACACAGAACCGUCUCUUUCUAGCAUGAUAGUCAACCGGUAUAAGUUUAGAGAAAACAUCAUCACCUACAACAUUGUUGGAAUGGGAUGCAGCGCAGGACUUCUGGCAACAGGACUUGCUAAACGACUCCUUCAGGUGCACCACAACUCCUAUGCAUUGAUAGUGAGUACAGAAAGCAUUACCGAAAACUGCUACGUCGGAAAAGAUCGUUCCAAGUUCCUUAUCAACUGCUUGUUCCGCGUCGGAGGUGCCACGAUACUCCUCUCCAACCGCUCUUCCGAUCAAAACAAUUCUAAAUACGAACUUCUUCACGCAAUACACGAUAACACAUCAAGUUCAGAUCGGUCCUACAACAGUAUCUUUCGUGAAGAAGACAACGCCGGAAUAACCGGCGUAAACAUCAACAAAGACCUCCUAGCCGCUGCCAUAGACACAAUUAAACCUAACCUAAUCACCGUAGGUCGCCUAAUUCUUCCAAUACAAGAGAAACUUGCCUAUCAAGUAACCUACAUCACAAGAAAACUCCUUCCGUCACUGAAUAUUCAGCAGUACAUACCUAAUUAUAGCAAAGCCGUUGAUCACUUCCUACCUCACGUUGGCGGGAAGCCGGUUCUAGACGACCUGCAGAAAACCCUAGGGCUUUCGGACGAGGUGAUGGAAGCUUCGAGAAUGACAUUGUACAGGUAUGGAAACACAUCCAGCAGUUCAAUAUGGUAUGAGCUGGCUUACGUAGAGGCAAAGGGUCGGGUCAAAGAAGGUGACAAGGUCUGGCACCUUUCAUUCGGGUCGGGUUUCAAGUGUAGUAGUGUUAUUUGGCGUGCGAUGAAGACCAUUGAUCAUGGUGACGAUAACCCUUGGACAGAUGAGAUUGGUCAAUUUCCGGUGACUGUGGAAUUUGGACCUUUCCCUAUAGAUUUCGCACCUUCCAGUUAA
Messenger RNA from Helianthus annuus (common sunflower), 1385 nucleotides. Its product is annotated as 3-ketoacyl-CoA synthase 2. Lineage: Eukaryota; Viridiplantae; Streptophyta; Magnoliopsida; Asterales; Asteraceae. Gene Ontology annotation, cellular component: membrane. Gene Ontology annotation, molecular function: acyltransferase activity, transferring groups other than amino-acyl groups. Bases 60 to 1385 code for a protein of 441 amino acids. The record is from RefSeq and is a predicted model, not a curated record. Gene Ontology annotation, biological process: fatty acid biosynthetic process. The transcript is spliced from 2 exons.